Molecule: messenger RNA, 1491 nt
Organism: Camellia sinensis
Lineage: Eukaryota; Viridiplantae; Streptophyta; Magnoliopsida; Ericales; Theaceae
Source: RefSeq, a predicted model, not a curated record
ACAACGCCCCCAAGCUCCACGUGUCCUUCUUCAUUCAAACACAGCUUCCCCAAUUUCACUCUCCAAUCCAAGCUCUCUCUCAUCUCAGUCUCACAGUGACCGUUCCAUUCCACUGAAACAACCAAAAAAAACUCAUCUUUUCUUCACCUCCAAAAUUCAACCAAUUCAAUCACAAUCUUCUCUCUCAUGCGAACCUAACACCCAAACAAAAAUGAGCUCAUCAUCACACUUAAUCUCCAUUCCCAACCCUCCCACUCUCUCUCCCCCAAUCCUCCCUCCAAACCCAAACCACAAUUUCCCAAAAAAACUCGAAUUCUCCGACCGCGGCCGCCGGAGACUCCUCAGCUCCGGCACCGGAAGAGUCCGAGCCAAAGCCAAAGAUCUCGUCCUUGGAAACCCCUCGGUCACAGUCGAAAAGGGAAAAUACAGCUAUGAUGUCGAAACCCUAAUCAACAAGCUCUCGAGCUUGCCUCCUCGAGGAAGCAUCGCUCGCUGCCUCGAUUCCUUCAAGAACAAGCUCAGCCUCAGCGAUUUCGCUCUCGUCUUCAAAGAAUUCGCAUCUCGCGGCGAUUGGCAACGAUCGCUCCGACUCUUCAAGUAUAUGCAGCGCCAAAUCUGGUGUAAACCUAACGAACACAUCUACACUAUCAUGAUUGGUGUGCUUGGGCGUGAAGGCUUGCUCGAGAAAUGCUCCGAGGUGUUCGACGAAAUGCCUAGCCAAGGAGUGCCUCGCAGUGUCUUCUCUUUCACAGCUAUAAUCAAUGCCUAUGGCCGAAACGGUCAGUUCGAGACUUCUUUGGAGCUUCUGGGGAGGAUGAAGAAGGAGAGAGUUUCGCCCAGUAGUUUGACUUACAAUACAGUGAUCAAUGCUUGUGCGAGAGGUGGAUAUGAUUGGGAAGGCUUGUUGGGUUUGUUUGCUGAAAUGCGACACGAAGGUAUACAACCCGAUCUUGUCACUUAUAAUACACUGCUUAAUGCUUGUGCGAAUAGGGGUUUAGCUGAUGAGGCAGAGAAGGUUUUUAGGACUAUGAAUGAGGGUGGUGUUUUGCCUGAUAUUACUACUUAUAGUUAUUUGGUUCAGACAUUUGGGUCCUUGGGUAGGUUAGAGAAGGUUUCUGAACUUCUACGUGAGAUGGAGUCCGGUGGGAAUUUGCCGGAGAUAUCAUCUUAUAAUGUGUUAUUAGAGGCUUAUGCGCAUUCGGGAUCGAUUAAAGAGGCAAUGGGAGUGUUUAGGCAAAUGCAAGAAGCGGGUUGCACGCCAAAUGCGUCUACUUAUAGUAUUUUGUUGAAUUUGUAUGGGAAGCACGGGAGGUAUGAUGAUGUUCGUGAACUUUUUCUUGAGAUGAAAGUAAGUAAUACAGAGCCCGAUGCUGCUACUUACAAUAUUCUCAUACAGGUUUUUGGGGAAGGUGGGUAUUUUAAGGAGGUAGUGACUUUGUUCAACGAUAUGGUUGAGGAGAGUAUUGAACCAAAUAUGGAGACUUAUGAGGG